UUCAAUUGUUUCCAGUGCGUGUCCUAAUGGGACUAUUUUAUUCACUCCGCUACUCAAUGAGGACAUAUUAUAUAUAAAUCUCAAGACAAACAUUAAUUAAUUAAUUGAGCAAUAAUGGCAACCACAUAUGGAACUCCGGCCGCCGGCAGCGGUUACGACCGGAGUAAAGAAGUAAAAGAAUUCGACGAGUCGAAAAUGGGGGUCAAAGGACUUUCAGAUUCCGGCAUCACUUCCAUCCCUCAAUUCUUCAUCCACCCUCCCGAAACUCUCGGCGACCUCAAAACCUCCUCACCACCAUCCACAACCAUCCCAGUCAUCGAUCUCUCCAACUUCAACUCAUCCACCCACCGACCAAAAAUCAUCCAACAAGUCAAAGAAGCCGCCAAAACCUGGGGCUUCUUCCAGGUCAUUAACCACCGAGUACCGAUCUCCGUCCUCGACGACACGAUCGCCGCCAUCAAAGCAUUCCACGAGCUUCCACAGGGCGAGAAAUCCAAGCACUAUAAACGGGAAGAAUCACGCGGCGUCAUGUACGCCAGCAACAACGACUUGUACCGCACGGAAGCGGCAAGCUGGCACGAUUCUUUGCAGGUGUGGUUGGGUCCGGACCCACUGGAGGUGGAGGAAAUCCCGGAGAUUUGUCGGAAUGAAGUGGUUGCGUGGGGUGUCCAUGCGACUGAGGUAGCUGAGGAUGUGAUGGAGUUGCUUUCGGAAGGGUUGGGUUUGGAGGCUGGCAAGUUUAAGGAGCUGACUUUCUCGAAAGGGAAAGCACUCGUCGGGCACUGCUAUCCUUACUGUCCACAGCCUGAUCUGACGGUUGGGAUCACAUCGCAUACAGAUCCUGGGUUUAUAACGGUUUUGUUGCAGAACCAUGUUCCUGGGUUGCAAGUCAAACAUGGCGAUGCCUGGGUGGAUGUGAAGCCUCUCCCUGGUGGCUUGAUCAUCAACGUUGGCGAUUUCCUUCAGAUUGUUUCUAAUGGGGACUAUUCGAGCGUACAACAUAGGGUUUUGGCAAACCCGUAUAAGGAAGCUAGAAUCUCAAUAGUCAUAUUUUUCAACUUGUCCAAAUGGAAAGGUGAUGGUGAAUAUGGACCUCUGCCGGAGCUAUUAUCGCCGGAGAAGCCACGUAUUUAUCGGGAUUUUACCAUGGGAGAAUUCUUUGAAAAUUUUUAUAGCAAAGGGAUAGAUAGCAAGUCUCUCAUCGAGAAGAUCAAAAUAUAACGCAAAAAAAAAAGAAAAAAAAAGACAAUUUUAUUUCUUUCUUAUUGUUAUAAAUAAUGGGAUUGUAUCUAAUUAUGUCAAAGGUAUUUGAUUAUGCAUCCAUGAGUUGUAAUAUUUAGUAAACUCAAAAAAACGUACAUCUAUAUAUAUUUUGUGAUUAUUGAUCUAGGGAAAGUCUAGAGUAAGGACCGACCGCAUGCAUUUUUUACGGACCAAAAACAUGAGAGAAUAAAAACCAUUGGAUUUUCAUACCUGGCGUCAAUGAUCCAGAUGGAAUUGCAACUCUCAUGAGAGAAUUUUGGCAAAAUCUCCCUUUCCUGCUCACAGCAGCUUGCAUUCCCGCUCGCAUCAGCUGGAACCACCUUUGCCAAAAUUCCUCUUCUCCUCUGCUUCCACCCCCUUCCCGCUCGCAUCUCCCCGUUCGGAACCAGUCCAACCAGCCACCGAUCUGAUUAUUUCAAAAAUCUCAAACUCAGCCCAACCAGCCACCCUUCGAAACUAGAAAGAGUCGUCGCCGUUAGUGCCUUGGCGUUGGAGUGUGGGUUCAUUGCCAUUCCUUCAUUCCUCUCCUUCAUUUUGAUAUUUCUAUACCUCUGUUUGUGUUUUUAUGUUUUAUAUAUAUAUAUAUAUAUAUUUUUUUUUUUUUUUCA
This is a messenger RNA of Ziziphus jujuba (common jujube), 1871 nucleotides long. Its product is annotated as 1-aminocyclopropane-1-carboxylate oxidase homolog 4. Lineage: Eukaryota; Viridiplantae; Streptophyta; Magnoliopsida; Rosales; Rhamnaceae. The record is from RefSeq and is a predicted model, not a curated record. The coding region runs from base 115 to 1221 and encodes 368 amino acids. The transcript is spliced from 2 exons.